CCAUCCAUCAAUCAGACUGGCCUGGCUUUUUGACUUGGGCAUUGGUUGGGUUGGGUUGGAACAAAACCGUGGAAGCUUGAUAGCUUUUACUCACAUGCCAUGUCUUCCAUUGCAGCCUGAUCAUCCGCAUCUUCAAUUAGAACAUAAAAGAUCGCCAUUCCCCUUUCACACCCGCCUGUCGCCACCGUUAACUGCCAACCAUCCAUCCAUCAUUGUCCAUCCCACUUGAUCAUCGUGACCUGAGCACCCCACUUGAUCAUCCUCGGGUUAUCCCCGUCAACCGACCUUUGGCUGUUUGUUUAUCGCGUCGCAGGUAGCUGCAUUUCAUUAUUGUUAUCGCUGCUGCUGUAGCUGUCUUUACCGACAAAAUGGUCACCAAACCUUACGAGAAGAAGCGACUCUAUCUCCAGCACCCAGAGCAGGACUAUGGUAUCGUCAGCCAUCGCGUAACACGAAUCAUUCCUCCUCCUGAACCUUCUCCUCCUCCUCCGCCUCCGGUCAUUGUGAGACCUCCGCUGCCACCACCACCACCUCCACAACCUCAACCACCACCGCCGCCUCCCGUGGUUGAGAAACCACCGCCUCCUCCGCCUUGCCCUCCAGUUGAGAAACCCAAGCCUCCGCCUCCUCCGGUUGUGAAGCCCAGACCUCCUUCACCUCCAGAGGAGCCUAUUGAGGUCAUUGCAGUCGACGUUGAGCCACACAAGAAAAAGAAGAAGCCCAAGUCUCGAUCCAGAAGCAGGCACAGCCACCACUCAUCAUAUGACCACGAUCGAGAGCGCGUCAUUGAGCGUGAGAGGAUCGUCCCUGUACCUGUCCCGGUUCAAGUCGAGCCUCGCUAUGAAACCUUUCGGUACGUUGAGGGAACUCGACGUCGAGAGUAUUCACCUCCAUCACCACCGAGGCGGAUGAUUGAGGAUGAUAGAGUACGGCUCCGUAUUACGGAUCGUGAGCGUGAGUACUACCGAUGAUCAGCAAGUGCUCGAAUGACCGUAACCGGAGCGUUCUAUAACGGCUUUGUCUGUAUUACGAUUGAUGACUUUGAUUCUUUUCAAUAUUAGGUUUUAAGGAAUAGUGUUUCUCCAGGAGUUAGGGAAAUCUGAGUAUCUUUAGAUCAACAUUUUACAAAUUAUAUCCCAAGUUAUCCUAAAACUCGGACUUG
Messenger RNA from Fusarium redolens, 1162 nucleotides. RefSeq lists its product as uncharacterized. The transcript is spliced from 2 exons. The coding region runs from base 369 to 971 and encodes 200 amino acids. The record is from RefSeq and is a predicted model, not a curated record. NCBI's taxonomy places the organism in Eukaryota, Fungi, Ascomycota, Sordariomycetes, Hypocreales, Nectriaceae.